This is a messenger RNA of Mobula hypostoma (lesser devil ray), 647 nucleotides long. RefSeq names its product protein (peptidylprolyl cis/trans isomerase) NIMA-interacting, 4 (parvulin) (gene pin4). The transcript has 4 exons. The record is from RefSeq and is a predicted model, not a curated record. Gene Ontology annotation, cellular component: nucleus. Gene Ontology annotation, biological process: rRNA processing. Bases 42 to 431 code for a protein of 129 amino acids. Lineage: Eukaryota; Metazoa; Chordata; Chondrichthyes; Myliobatiformes; Myliobatidae. Gene Ontology annotation, molecular function: peptidyl-prolyl cis-trans isomerase activity; DNA binding.
GGGUCUUUCUAUAUCCUGGACGAAAGACUGCUCUGUAGAUCAUGCCUCCAAAAGGGAAAUCGAAGGCAGCUCCUAAGGGUGGGAAAGGUGCAGCUGGCGGUGAUAAUGCCGAUAAGAAAGAUAAAGGACCCAAAGGGGGUAAUGCAGUUAAGGUAAGACACAUCCUCUGUGAAAAGCACAGUAAAAUCAUGGAAGCCAUGGAGAAGUUGAAGUCCGGCAUGAAAUUUAAUGAAGUAGCUAGUCAAUACAGUGAAGACAAAGCUAGGCAAGGAGGUGAUCUGGGCUGGAUGACCAGAGGUUCAAUGGUGGGACCCUUCCAGGAAGCUGCUUUUGCCCUCUCCAACAGCACAACAGAUAAACCCAUAUACACAGACCCACCUGUAAAAACUAAAUUUGGUUACCAUAUAAUCAUGGUUGAAGGAAAAAAGUAAAAUAAAUUUAUCUUCAUUUCUCAGAAAAACUUUACCUGUUUAGACAAAUAUCAGUUUUAUUGGUUGUAAAAUGAAAUUGAAAAAAUACUCCCUUUGUAUAUCCUUUUCUUUAUGCAAUAAUUACAUUGGAGAACCAUUACUUUUUAUUAGAGAAAAUCCAAGUUGUGUUUUUUAAAUAUUCUGAUUUAAUAUGUCCAAAUAAACAAUUAAUUGUCA